This is a messenger RNA of Phaeodactylum tricornutum CCAP 1055/1, 1542 nucleotides long. RefSeq lists its product with no specific name. NCBI's taxonomy places the organism in Eukaryota, Bacillariophyta, Bacillariophyceae, Surirellales, Neidiaceae. Bases 13 to 1542 code for a protein of 509 amino acids. The transcript has a single exon. The record is from RefSeq and is a predicted model, not a curated record.
UUCUUCGCAUCAAUGCGCCGUCCAACGAAACGAAAGCUCUUAGAUGUAGAAGGUCAAGUGGAAUCCGAAAGCCCUGAAACGAAGGAUCGUGGAAAUGUAUACCCUAUCCAUUUGCUCGCACGAACAGUCGCAAUCAUUGUGAUUGCGGGAAUCUUACUCUUCAUGGCAAAUCAUCAAUUUUUCUCCCAAACCUGGACCCACACACAAUUACGGCAGUCACCGACAAAAACGACUGGGAAACAAUGCCGAGAACAAAAGAGACCAGUCGUUUACGAUUCGAAAGCACAAGCAGCCGGACGAAAAAGCCGAUUUCCAAAUGUGGAAGAGCGGAUUCGGGUAUACAUGUCAAAUUGGUACACACCACCGUGUGACGACUUUCAUGAUGGUUUCGUGCAUUAUGAAUACUACAAAAAUAAUACAGAUCCCCUUUCGUCUUUUUACACGAUCGACGAGGUAGCCUCUUUCAACACGUCCCCAAAACAACGAUCUUUCCACAUCGACUCCUCCAUUAAGCCCGCCUUGAUGUUUUACGCAACGAGAUACUUCCUGGAUAUUUGUGCAAAGACGCUGACGCCAUUACGGUUCUACUGUACAGACGGGAACGAAACAAUUUUACACACUAUGCAACAGCUCGGUUGGAGCGAGCAAUUUGAAGUAAGGGUUGGGACGCCGCCAUUACUGCUUCAAUUCGGUGACGCCAAAGAGACUCAUGCUGUCGAAUCAAUCAGCGAAUUACCCGUUUCUUCCUACCCUAGAGUACCUCACAUCAAAAAGUUUCGGCGCGCAAUUGGCGAAAAGGAAUUAAAAAGUUUCAAUGCAGAGGAGUGUAUUCGAACGCUCAGGCCCGGUUUUCAAGAUCACGAUCCAUACAGUCUACUACCAAUCGUUUGGAAACUGAAUACUAAGCGGCACUACGGAGAUCUUUCCAAGACGGCUUGUUUGGACAUUCCCUGGUCCUCCAAACAAAACUCCUCCGUAUUUCGUGGAAAACUUAACGGAGCCGCUAUCUUCGAUCCUAUUUCCAAUGAGGAAAAAUGCCUUCAGAUGCCGCGUUGCCGCUUAGUUUAUACCCACGUAAACUCGACUUUGGUCGACGCCUUUCUCACAGAUAUGAUGCAUAAGUUACCCAGCAAGAUAGCGGACGUCCAGCUGACGACGUCUAUCUUCUCAAUCCAUGAUUUGCUGAGAUACAAGGGACUAGUAAUGCUGGAAGGAAACGAUGUUUCAUCGGGACUGAAAUGGGCCCUGUUAUCGAACUCGGUCGUACUGAUGCCACGUCCAACCUUCACUUCCUGGGCUAUGGAAGAGCUGCUGGAGCCUUGGGUUCACUACGUUCCCUUGGAUGAAGGGUUGACGGAUGUUGAGGACAAGAUGCAAUGGAUCGUAGAGAACGACGCUGAGGCGCAGCAAAUCUCAAAGCGUGCCAGUCUUUGGAUUAAAGACUUGGUCUACCAUACAGAUUCCAUGAAAGACGAUCAACUCGUUUUUAAGGGAAUUCUCGAACGUUACAGACAGCAUUUUAGGAAGCGCCCGACAACUUGA